Aspergillus chevalieri is the source of this 1113-nucleotide messenger RNA. RefSeq names its product alkene reductase. The coding region runs from base 1 to 1113 and encodes 370 amino acids. The transcript has a single exon. Gene Ontology annotation, molecular function: NADPH dehydrogenase activity; FMN binding. NCBI's taxonomy places the organism in Eukaryota, Fungi, Ascomycota, Eurotiomycetes, Eurotiales, Aspergillaceae. The record is from RefSeq and is a predicted model, not a curated record.
AUGACCAAAACAUUCACCCCCUUCAAGACCGGCCACAUUCACCCCUCUCACCGCAUCGUAAUGGCCCCCCUAACCCGCCUCCGCGCCGACACCAACAAUAUCCAACUCCCCAUGGCAAUCAUCUACUACACGCAGCGCGCCCUCAUCCCGGGAACCCUUCUCAUCAGCGAAGCAUGCACCAUCUCCCCCCGCGCAGCAGCAUCCUUCCCGCACACCCCCGGGAUCUGGAACGAGCUGCAGAUCCAGCGGUGGAGGGAGAUCACGGACGCAGUACAUGCGUGCGGGUGCUUCAUGUACUGCCAGAUAGUAGCGCCGGGACGGGCGGGGUUCCCGGAUGCUGCUGCGAGCAAGGGGUUCAGUGUUGAUGCGCCGAGCGCGAUUCCGAUAAGCGGGAUGGCGACGCCGAGAGAGAUGAGCGAGAACGACAUCAAAGACUGCAUUGGGGAGUUUGCACAUGCAGCGCAGUGUGCGAUGGAGGCUGGGUUCGACGGGGUGGAGAUUCAUGGCGCGAAUGGGUACUUGAUCGAUCAGUUUACGCAGGACAAUAGUAACCACCGGAGUGAUAUCUGGGGCGGGAGCGUGGAGAACCGCAACCGGUUCGGUGUUGAAGUUGCACGCGCUGUAGCGGGUGCUAUUGGGGCCGAAAGGACUGGGUACAGAAUCAGUCCGUGGAGUCGGUUCCAGGAUAUGCGGAUGGAGGAUCCCGUUCCGCAGUUCACGGAGUUGACGAGGGCUCUUAAGAAGUUGAAGUUGGGAUAUUUGCAUGUCAUUGAGGCGCGGGUUACCAACAGUGAAGAUAUCGAUACGCCUGAGCAGGUUGACUUCGUGCUUGAUGUUUGGGGAGACCACUCCGUUGUUCUAUUGGCGGGUGGGUUUACACCUGACAAUGCGCGGCAUUAUCUGGAUGGGGUGUAUAAGGAUCGGAACGUGGCGCUGGUGUUUGGACGGUAUUUCCUGUCGACGCCCGAUUUGGUGUAUAGGAUGCAGAAGGGCAUUGCGCCGAACCCGUACCAUCGGCCUUCGUUUUAUACCCCGAUGCAGUUGGAGGGGUAUUUAGAUUAUCCGUAUAGUAAGGAGUUUUUGGAGGAGCAUGGACAUGAGAUUGUUGCUUGA